Messenger RNA from Xenopus tropicalis (tropical clawed frog), 2839 nucleotides. It is a transcript of the gene slc38a6, whose product is annotated as solute carrier family 38 member 6. Gene Ontology annotation, cellular component: plasma membrane. Lineage: Eukaryota; Metazoa; Chordata; Amphibia; Anura; Pipidae. The transcript is spliced from 14 exons. Bases 21 to 1145 code for a protein of 374 amino acids. The record is from RefSeq and is a predicted model, not a curated record.
CGCUGUGUUCAAUUUAAUGAAUGCUAUCAUGGGGAGUGGAAUCCUUGGCUUAUCCUAUGCAAUGGCAAAAACAGGGAUCCUGGGAUUCAGCAGUUACAUCAUAUGAGGAUCUUGGGCUGUAUGCGUUUGGUCGAUCUGGAAAGGUCCUUGUAGCAUGCACAAUCCUCAUUCAGAAUGUUGGAGCAAUGUCAUCCUAUUUGUUCAUCAUUAAAUCUGAGCUGCCGGCUGCUAUUGCAAGUUUUCUACCUGGUGCCCAAGGAGAGCCUUGGUACUUAGAUGGCAGAACCCUGCUGAUAAUUACUUCUGUCUGCAUUGUGCUUCCCCUGGCCCUUCUACCCAAAAUAGGCUUUCUUGGCUACACAAGUAGUUUGUCAUUUUUCUUUAUGGUGUACUUUGCCGUUGUGAUUGUAAUUAAAAAAUGGAACAUUCCAUGUCCUCUUCCUCCGCUAAAUCAUACUGUAACAUUCCUCCAGGCACCCAACAUCUCUGAAUGUAAACCAAAGUUAUUUGAUUUUUCCAAGGAGAGUGCCUUUGCAUUACCAACGAUGGCAUUCUCCUUUCUGUGCCACACAUCGGUUUUGCCCAUUUACUGUGAACUCAAAAGUCCAUCCAAGAGCAAGAUGCAGAAUGUUGCCAAUGUAGGGAUAGCUUUGAGCUUUCUCAUUUAUUAUAUUUCUGCAUUGUUUGGCUACCUCACCUUUUAUGAUAAUGUUAAAUCCGAAUUACUUCAGGGAUACAGCAAAUAUCUGCCCAAAGAUGUCCUUAUCAUUACUGUGCGGUUAUGCAUAUUGCUUGCUGUUCUAUUAACAGUCCCGCUUAUCCAUUUUCCAGCAAGGAAAGCAGUUAUGAUGAUGUUCUUUUCCCGAUACCCUUUUUCAUAUAUCCGUCACAUUUUGGUGACUUUGGUGCUAAACAUAAUUAUUGUGCUGCUCGCUAUAUAUGUGCCUGACAUGAGGAGCGUGUUUGGUGUUGUGGGAUCCACCACAUCAACAUGUCUGUUGUUUGUGUUCCCGGGACUGUUUUAUGUGAAGCUUGGCAGGGAAGAUUGUUCAUCUCCUCAAAAGUUUGGGGCCUGUGGCUUGCUUGUUCUUGGUAUUUGUAUUGGUGCCUGCAGUUUAACGCUAAUUAUCAUGAAUUUGGCUUAAAAUGAAUAGAAGAGAAUCCUGCUGCAGUUUACAUUUGAACAGAAUGUGCAAGGAUUUACAGCUAAGGGUAUCCAGUUACAGGGGGAAAUUGGUUCAGAAAUAGACUGUCUUCAGAGCACGCCACUCUGACGGCUAGUGGGCCUUCAAGAAAGUAAAAACGUCAGCAGCUAAAUUACACGAGGGGAAACCUGUUGUUUACAAAGCUGGACAUGCUACGUUAAUUGCACAUUAGGUGUAAAUCAGCCGAGGAUUGUAGUGAUCCGAUCCAAGCAGAUCAAAGGUCCACAAAGCCAAAUAUGUCAAAUGACCAAAGGGAUUAUAUUUCAUCCUUCACAUAUAUAUACCUGAAACAAAUCAUUGUUUAUCACAAACAAAAUGAAAAGAUGAAUAGGGUAUUCAUGUUAAUUCUGUGGAGUUUAGUAGAGGCAUGGGACCCGUUAUCCAGAAUGCUCAGGACCUGGGGUUUUCAGGAUAAGGGAUCUUUCUGUAAUUUGGAUCUCCAUAGCUUAAGUCUACUAAAAUAUUAUUUAAACAUUAAAUAAACCCAAUAGGCUUGGUUUGGCUCCAAUAAGGAUUAAUUAUAUUAGGUGGAAUCAAGUACAAGAUUCUGUUUUAUUAUUACAGGGAAAAAGGAAAUCAUUUUUAAAAAUUAGAAUUAUUUGCAUAUAAUGGAGUCUGAGAGAUGGACUUCCCGUAAUUCAGAACUUUCUGGAUAAUGGGUUUCAGGAUUAUUGAUCCCAUACCUGUAAUGGACUUUUUAUACUUACAAUGUGCCUUAAAGGGAAUCCUUCCCUAUUUUUAUAUGUUAUAGCUACUUGUAUGCAUUUAAGAAAAAUCCUGGAGUAUUGCUAAAUACCAAAAACUCAAAGACCUGUGUAAAAGAAAAAAAUCUGAGCAAAAUAACAGAAUGCAUUCAGGGCAGUUCCGCAUUUUCUUACUCAGCCAUUUUAGCAUCCAAUGCUGUACAUAGAAGGCAAAGCAUAGGUAUGCACUUUGUGCCUUAUUAUUGUGCUGCUGCUGACAGUCACCUUCAAAAACAAAAUUCAGCUGAGGAAUCUAGCCAAAAGUGCUAGGGUGGGCAAGGGUCAUUUGCUUCCCCCCAUCUUCUGUCAAAAUAGCACAUGCAACUUAAACAGGGACAGAUCUGUAAAGAUAAGCUCGUACAAGCUGCUUGGGCAGUCUAUCCCUUAUAUAUCCUACUGAUUAUUCAGCGCUGCCUAAUAUGUGGGCUCUUUAUUAGAGCUUACAUAGAACUUGUGUCAAUUUUGAGGGAAUCCCCCAUGAAAUGCAGCACCAGCUUCAGUUUGAGCCAGCCUCUAUCUAUUCAGAAGCCUUUUGUUGCAGCUUGCAUGCAAAAUUGGGAAAAACUUAAUUUUUUAAGCUUCUGCCAAUCUGUGGAUUCUGGCAAAUGCCAGAGGGGCUGCUGUAAGAUGCCAUAGACAGUCACUAUUUAUUGGGCUGCUGGGGGCUGUUUGGGCCUCUGUUAUGAAUUAGUCUGGACCUGAUUUAAAUACACACUAUCAAGCACAAUGAUAUUUUUAUAUAGACUAACACUUUUAUAAACAAUUAAUGGGGUUUGUAUGUCUAUUUUAUUUUUUUAGCCUGCUGUAACAAAGAAUAAUUUUAGAAAAAAGUUACAUGUAUGAAUUUAUUAAAUUCACUACUGUCCACCAGCAGUAUUUGUCUGUCUGAGA